Molecule: messenger RNA, 546 nt
Organism: Papaver somniferum (opium poppy)
Lineage: Eukaryota; Viridiplantae; Streptophyta; Magnoliopsida; Ranunculales; Papaveraceae
Exons: 1
Coding region: 1-546 (181 amino acids)
Molecular function (GO): nucleic acid binding; RNA-DNA hybrid ribonuclease activity
Source: RefSeq, a predicted model, not a curated record
AUGGAGUGGACAGGUGUUCAGUUUGAGUUUUGGAUGUUCUCCCCAAUCUUUUUGAAGACAUUGUGUUCUUAUGACAUUACUGUUGGGGGUCGAAAGUGGAGGGAUGUGCGCCCAUUUAUCUUGUGGGGAAUAUGGAUUCACAUGAAUAAGGUUGUGUUUGAGAAGGAUAAGUUUCAUGCCAAAUGGGUACUUGCAAGAGCCUUGCGGAUGGCACAUGAAUUUCACCAAGUUAAUACAGAUAAAGAUCAGGGAAGGAAGGUUAUGCAAGAAGUUUUCAUAGCUUGGCGGUAUCCUACAAAUGGUUUUUAUAAACUGAAUACAGAUAGAGCUUCUAACGAUUAUGCUUUUGCAGGUAUUGGAGGAAUCAUUCGAGAUUCAGAUAGAGAUUUUGUGGCUUGUUUUGGAAAGCACAUUUACAAAAACAAUCACAAUGUGGCAGAGGUAUGGGCGAUCAGAGAUGGGCUUAGUCUGGAUGUUGAGCUUGGUUUACGCCAUGUGGAAGUGGAGAGUGAUUCAGUCUAUAUAUGCUAUCCAGCUGUGCAAUGA